AUGUUUCGAAAGAAACCAAAUAUCAAACCACUUUACCCCGUGCGCUCGUCUGACCGACGCAAGCUGCUCUCCGCGAUCCUCACCGCCUUCUCGCUCGAUCCGCUCACGCUUCCGCCCGAGACCAAAGAGCAGAUCCUGCCGUCCGAUAUCCGGACCGGGAAGUUUAUCGCGCACGCGACCGGCGAGUCAGGGCACCUGUACGUGUCCGCCGACGACGGCGGCCGGCCGCUGUGGCUUAAGCUGUCGGACGAGACGCUGGUGCCGACCGUGUUCACGCUGUGGAAAUGUCCGUUCCUAGUGCCGAUUGUGCUGACGUGGAGUCCUGUGAUUGAGAAGCUGCGCGGGGGCGCGGAUAUGAUGCUGCCGGGGCUGAUUCCGCCGUUUGUAAAGGGCGCGGUGAAAGGUGCGGUUGUGGCGAUCGCGAGCGAGGAAAGGCCUACGGUGCCGCUUGCGGUGGGCGUGUGCGAGAUUGAUUUGGUGGGCGUGACGAGGGUUGUGGGACAGCAUGGGAAAGCGAUUUUGGUGAAGCAGUGCUAUGGGGAUGAGUUGCCGGUGAAGGGGAGGAUAAGCGUGCCGCUCGAGCUCAGUCUGGAGGUGCCGAGGGUUGAGACUGGUGAUGAUGCAGAUGAGAAGGAGGUCGAACAGAAGAGUGAGGAGAGGGAAGAAAAGGAUGCGCAGACGGAUACGACUUCUGAUCAGAAAGUAGAGGACGAGAAGAAGAUAGAGGAGGAAAAGGUCCUGGAGAACGAGACUGAUAUCGCUGAUGCUCUGGCUGAGCUACUCAUGGCCGACGAUACCCCACAAGAAACCUCUGACACAGCCGUGAAAGAUGCUGAUCCGGAACCAAGACCAAAGACUUCAGAAGUAGAAGACGAAGGCCCCUCGACAGAAGAGAUCGACAACGCCUUCCACCGCGCGCUGCUCGCUACAAUCUUCGACUUCCGCACCGGGUCGCUCGACCUCACAUUCCCACAACCGUCGUCGACAUUCAUCUCAGCGCACCUGCUACGGCAUUUACCGGCCUACUUUUCAUCUGCGCAGAUGAAGCAAACGAGCUGGAAGAAAGCGGCGAAGUUUUUGAAGGCGAUGGAGAAAGAGGGUUUACUAAAGGUUAAAGAGAAAGGAGGGGAUGUGACGAUUAUGAGCGUUGCGGGUGUUGAUCAUGCGCAGUUGAAGACGUUCCAGCCAUUCAAGACCGCGGGGGGUCGGGCAGGCGAGAGCAGCACCGGCGGAAGUAAUCCGACGAAACUGACGCUGAAAGAGUACUACCAGAUCCGCGAGAAGGCCAAGCAGAUUGCCGAAGCAGUCGGGCGACGGACGGGUUCUGGGUUUUACUACACGGCUGCGGAGUUGCGCGCGAUAGUGGUAGAGUAUAUUGCCAAGGAAGAGUUGGUCGACGCGUCAAACCCACGGGAGGUGAAGCUUAACCCGGUGCUGGCGGGGCUGGUCGCGGGUUCAGGGCCGAAGCCGCGGAAACUGACGCGCGAGGCACUGAUUGAAGCUUACAGGAACGCGUGCGUGGAUUACUACCUGAUUCUACGAGAUGAUGAGAAUGAACGCGAGGGCGGGAAGCUGAGCAAAGGCAGUCCGCCGAAGAUCCAGCUGCAGGUAGUGAUGAAGCAGGGCCACAAGGUGACGAAGAUCACGAACCUGGAGACGUACAAGUUUGACGUUGCGGAGCUGGCGAAUGAGCUGCGGGUGGAGUGCGCGAGCUCGACGACGGUGAGCAGGUCUUUGGAAGGCACUGGCGGCGGCGGACGCGGGAAGUUGGAGGUGCUUGUGCAGGGGCCGCAGGACAAGACGGCGGUGGAGGUUCUUGAACGGCACGGAGUGCGGCGGACGUGGAUUGAGGUGAAGGACGGCACGAAGAAGAAGCGAUAGAUGUGUAUUUGAAGUGUUUAUUGUAUUUAUUGUAAGUAUUGUGAGUAUAUGAAGAGGUAUGAAGACUGUCGAGACCGGGAGAGCCGCAUGGGAAGCUAAGUCCGAGGAGUAAACUCCGGAUAUAGCCGAUUGGGCUCCCCGCGCUUUUCCUUGCGGUUCCUCGAACAUCUAGCCGUCUGGGAGGCUUCUAUAAGACCUGCCUUCCUCUUCUCUUCUGUUCCUCUCUACUUCCUCUUAUUCUUCUGCAACUCCUCCACAAUUGCUUCAUUAUCCCGCCUCU
Myxozyma melibiosi is the source of this 2161-nucleotide messenger RNA. RefSeq lists its product as uncharacterized. The coding region runs from base 1 to 1881 and encodes 626 amino acids. The record is from RefSeq and is a predicted model, not a curated record. Gene Ontology annotation, molecular function: translation initiation factor activity. The transcript has 3 exons. Gene Ontology annotation, biological process: formation of translation preinitiation complex; translational initiation. NCBI's taxonomy places the organism in Eukaryota, Fungi, Ascomycota, Lipomycetes, Lipomycetales, Lipomycetaceae.